Fusarium vanettenii 77-13-4 is the source of this 2271-nucleotide messenger RNA. RefSeq lists its product as uncharacterized. The record is from RefSeq and is a predicted model, not a curated record. The coding region runs from base 1 to 2271 and encodes 756 amino acids. Gene Ontology annotation, molecular function: protein disulfide isomerase activity. The transcript has 3 exons. Gene Ontology annotation, cellular component: endoplasmic reticulum. NCBI's taxonomy places the organism in Eukaryota, Fungi, Ascomycota, Sordariomycetes, Hypocreales, Nectriaceae.
AUGCGUUUCUCUCCCCUCGCGGUGCUCGCAGGGUUAACAGCCUUGGUGCACGCCGAGGAAGAAGCCAACCCGGUCACGGAUCCCACUACUUUCAAUGGAGUCUCAGUUCCUCCGUUGCUUGAGUUGUCGCCUACAACUUGGGAGGAGGAGCUCAAGAAGAACAAGUUUCUGAUGGUUAAGCACUUCAGCCCGUACUGCAAACACUGCACCCACUUUGCUCCGACGUACCAGACCCUGUACGAGUUCUACUAUACCUCGAAACCCCAAGCCGACGGCGUCGAUAAGUCCUUCUCAGAGUACUACGACUUCAAAUUCGCCGUCAUUAACUGCGUUGCUUACUAUGAUCUCUGCAUGGAUCAUAAUGUCAUGUCAUACCCGACUACAAUCCUCUACGGAGACGGAAAGGAGAUCCAGAACAUGAGAGGCAUCAAGAACAUGACUGUGUUGAGUAGUGCGAUCGAGAAGGCUCUUGCAGUUCCACACCCAGGUCGAGCUGAGAUCCUCGAACUCCCCGAGCCUGGCGACACAGUCUUCCCUAAACCCAAAACUGAGGAAACGACAGAGCUCCCCGAUGCUGAGAAGAAGGAACCAGAGAAGGAUCCCAAGGCGGCUGAGGAGAAGCCUGUCGGCGAAACCACCGAAAAGCCCCUGGAAAAGGCCGCUGAGAACGCGGCCGAGGAGCCCGCUGGUAAGGCCCCUGGCAGCUCGCUCGACGACAUCACCGAGACCCCCAAGGAGGCAGCCAAGGACGAGACGCCGGAAAGCCCCAAGGAGUCCACCGCCGCUAAGGAAGGCGAGAAGUCGUCAUUUGGCGAUGAUUGGAAAGUCCCCAGCACUGGUCAGAUGCUCAAGAAGACCAAGCCCAAGGACGCAACGCCGAAAUACAACCUGGAUGGUGUCAGCACCCCCUUGACUCCUGACACCUUCCCUAAACUUGUCACCAACACGAAGGACCCCUGGUUCAUCAAGUUUUACGCCCCUUGGUGCUCUCAUUGCAAGGCGAUGGCCCCUACUUGGGAACAGCUGGCCAAGAAGAUGCAGGGAAAGCUUAGCAUUGGUGAGGUCAACUGCGAAGCCGAUCACAAGCUUUGUAAGGAAAUGGGCGUCUCGGCGUUCCCCACCAUUCUGUUCAUGCAGGGCAAUGAACGAGCGGAGUAUAAGGGCCUUCGCGGUGUUGGUGACUUUGUUGAGUAUGCCGAGGGAGCGCUCGAGGUUUCUGGCGGCAUCCUUGAUGUGGAUGCUGCCUCCUUCGCUGAGCUUGAGAAGAGUGAGGAGGUUGUCUUUGUUUACUUCUAUGACCAUGCUACCACGACAGAGGACUUCAAGGCCCUGGAGGCUCUGCCGCUCAACCUCAUCGGGCGUGGCAAGAUUGUCAAGACGAACGACCCUGAGCUCUGCACCAAGUUUAAGAUUACGACCUGGCCUAGACUAUUGGUUUCGAGAGAAGGCCGUGCGACCUACUAUACUCCUAUCACCCCUGACGAGAUGAGAAAUGUUGAUGAGCUGGUUUCCUGGAUGAAGUCGACGUGGCUGCCGCUUGUCCCCGAGAUGACUGCCAUCAACGCCCGCCAGAUCAUGAACCACAGGCUCGUCGUGCUUGCUGUCCUCAACCGGGAGGAUGAAGGCCGAUUCCAGAACUCCAUUUUUGAGCUCAAGAACGCGGCCAACGAGUGGAUGGACCGUCAGGUUCAAGAGUUCCAGAUGGAGCGUAAGAAGCUCCGCGACGCCAAGCAGAUGAGGAUCGAGGAGGCCGAGGAGCGUGAUGACCAGCGUGCUCUUCGCAACGCCAAGGCCAUCAAGAUCGACAUGGACUCUACUCGCCGUAAGGAGGUUGGUUUCGCCUGGGUUGACGGAAUCUUCUGGCAGAGGUGGCUUGCCAGCACCUACGGCAUCGACGUCAGGGAUGGCGAUCGUGUCAUCAUUAACGAGGAAGAUCGACACCAGUUCUGGGACACGACUCCCACGGGUAACCACAUCAUGAUCAGCCACACAUCCAUCAUGGACACUCUGGACAAGAUUGUGUAUGGACCCAACCCCAUCUCUCCCAAGUACACCAUCAGCUCGUUCGCCAAGUUCUUCUUCGACAUCCAGAUGAGCUUUGUUGACCGCCCGUUCCUCUCGUGCAGCGUCGUCGUUGCCAUCUGCUUCGGCGUGUACUACUGGUUCCGCAACCGCACCCGACGGGCUCGUGGCACCUUUUUCCGCAUGGAUGAUUCACUGGGUCUCAAGGAUGGCUUGCUUGGCCAGAACGGCAACGCCAAGUCUGACUAA